AUGAGACAUCUCACUUAUCCAAAUCCCACAUACGCAGGACAGCAUUUUUUCAAAGCUGCACCAGGAGAAAAGUACAUAGGCAAGGGCAGCCAGAAACGCCACUUUCGAAUGUCUUUCAGAACACUAUUGCGUUUCGAGCUACGACAUUACUUCCUGAAUGCUGCAAGUUCCCUUACAUCCGCAUCUAAUUCAUCCAAAUGGGCAAAUGUGCCAGUGAUGGUGAGAUUGCAAGACAAGUCCCAUCGAACCUUGUACCGAACGCUAGAAACAGAAGCUCUUCGGUACCGGAAAGGCAAGAAUACGAAUUGUAUCACCCUACGGCCUGAUAUACAAAGUUUCUUGGUAUGGCUUCACAAGCAUCAAGAUCAAAAACCUCACCAGGCGAUUCUUGGAAAGCCGUUUCUUCCUCCAACAAUGAAGGAGGGUGCUGUAAUGGAAAUCGCAAUGUUCCAUCUUCUAACGUGUUUCUUUUCUCUGGCACAGGAUCAUCUGUGGCUUGACGAACAGACUAACCAUUUGGAUGUACUAUUACAUCGCAUCUCCUCGCAUAAACGAUACAAGCAUAAUGUUAGAGAGGCUACAGAUGAAGAAGCAAUUGCGUUGGCGGGAUCAUUAGGAUUUGAUCUAACGGGUCGCAAGCUUACAGUUGCAAGAAAAGCUCUCAGCUGCAUUUUUCUCGUUUCCAAGAGCGGAUUAGUGGUGAACGACCUUUCGCCGUGGAUUGCAUCUAUGUUAGCACCAUCAGUGUCUCAAGCAUGUCAGGAGCUUGCUAAUCUCUCAAUUAUCCCGGCAUUCGUUACAUGUGAUAUUUUAAGACGCACUCCACUCUCUCAGAACGAUCUUUAUCUCCAAUUAGAUCUCUGGAACAAAUUUCAAGAAAGCAUAGCUAAAGCAUACCAUGAAAAAACAUCUUUCAUCACUAGCAUUGUGAAAAACAUAACCUUCUAUUGUGUUCAGUUUGACCCUUAUAAACUUCCCCAGUUUAUUAGUUGUACUGUCGAAUUUCUAAGCUCAAAAAAUUCAGGCUAUGUCUUCAAAGUACUAGACAAAGAGUUCACCAACAGUCUUAUUUAUUCAAUUGCAUUUUAUUUCAUUCAGGCAUCGCUCAAAAACCACGAUGGUGCCAUGUGUGUCAUUCGGGCACAAGAGGUUUUGGUGAAGCAUGUUACGCACCCUAACUUGAAUCAACAGGGGUUUAUGGGGGUGGUCAUGGCCAUCAACUACGUUUCCGAGGAAAAGGCACAAAGGCUUCUUGAAGUUUCCCAUUUACAUUUUCCUGAACGGUCAAGCUACUUCCAUCUUGCGCAAAUUCAUGUUUCUUCCACUCCCGAACAACUAUUGCAUUCAUUCAACUCUGGGAUGGCACAGUACCCUCACUCAGCGUCUAUGUGGCUUGUUUUUGUGAAGAAAUUACAGUCACUUGAGCUUCUUUCAGAGCGGCGUGCCCAUAAACUUUUGGACCAACUACUUUCACGUAGACAGCAUCUCAUCAUAUCCAAAGACAUUGUGCUGACGCUUCUUCAUGCGGUCGAAAGCAUCAAUGGCAUCGAGCAUUUUAUCAUGGAACUAGAAAAGGCCCAACUUCUCCCGAAAUUCCAGCAAAUUGUCAUCAGCAAGUAUAUGAGUCUUCUCUAUCGCCUGGGUAACGAGAAAAAUGUACGCAAGCCGUACUUAGACAAAAUGGUGCGGCGCUCCAGCAACCUUGAGUGUGCGCGGUUUUUGUUCGAGCGAACUCAACGCAAAACUCCAGCGUUCGUUGCAAUGAUGCUCAACGGCGAAGUGGCUCACCGGCCCGAGGAAAUUUUCUCACUCUACUGCGAGCACCUCGAGGGCAAAAUUCCUGAUCAGCAAUGCCUUGCGGCGCUUCUCCGUGCGUGUUUGGAGAGGAAGCACGGCCACGUUAUUUCGUGGGGCGCCUUGUAUGCGCCUCAAGUCGCAGUGCACGAAUUCAAAAAGUACGUUGCGCAAAAAGUGCCGCUGACUCGUCCAAGCGAGGAUGGACUUGUGCCGUCGAACCAGCUCUGGAAAUUGUAUAUCCGUGUGUUAGUGGAGGCCAGUUAUUUGGCCGAGUUGGCGGAAAUCAUACGGUGGUGGGAACAGGUGCAGUUCCGCCCGCCCAAGAGCACGCUCUUGCUUCUUUUGCGCGCCCUUCCGCGCGAGUUCGCUGAGCGCCAUAUAAAACAUGCUGCGAGCGUUCCGGCAGACGCACAUUUUCUUCUGCUGUGGCCCUGGCCCACAGUAGACGAAUUGUAA
Molecule: messenger RNA, 2253 nt
Organism: Clavispora lusitaniae ATCC 42720
Lineage: Eukaryota; Fungi; Ascomycota; Pichiomycetes; Serinales; Metschnikowiaceae
Source: RefSeq, a predicted model, not a curated record